CUGUGCCCCAGUUCUGUAACUCCCCAACGGUGAUUGUGAUGGUAGGAUUACCUGCCAGAGGGAAGACAUACAUCUCCAAGAAGCUCACUCGCUACCUAAACUGGAUUGGAGUUCCCACAAAAGUAUUUAAUGUGGGCCAGUAUCGCAGAGAGGCAGUCAAAACCUACAAGAACUUUGAGUUCUUUAAACCUGACAAUGAGGAGGCCAUGAGGAUCCGCAAGGCCUGUGCUGCAGCUGCCCUCAAAGAUGUCGCUGCGUACUUCACAAGAGAACAUGGACAAGUAGCCGUGUUUGAUGCUACUAACACCACAAGAGAGCGGAGGGCUGUCAUCAAUAGCUUUGCAAAGGAAAAGGGCUAUAAGGUGUUCUUUGUAGAAUCAAUCUGUGACGACCCGGAAAUAAUCGCAGAGAAUAUCAAGCAAGUCAAAUUUGGCAGCCCAGAUUACAUCGACCGUGACGUAGAAGAGGCGAUGUCAGACUUCAUCCAGCGCAUCGAGUGCUACAAAGAAAGCUACGCAUCUAUAGACGAUGAGAAAGACAGGAAACACUCCUACAUAAAGAUCUUUGACGUGGGCAGUAGAUACUUGGUGAAUCACGUCCAGGAUCACAUUCAGAGCAGGAUUGUCUACUACCUCAUGAACAUCCACGUCACACCGAGAUCCAUUUACCUGAGCCGCCAUGGAGAGAGUGAACUAAACCUGUUAGGUCGCAUAGGCGGGGAUUCAGGUUUAUCACCGAGAGGACUGAAGUAUGCUGAUGCUUUAGCUACCUUCAUCAAAGGUCAGAAUAUUAAGGACCUGAAGGUGUGGACAAGCCACAUGAAGAGGACUGUCCAGACUGCAGAGGCUCUAAGAUGCCAGUACGAACAGUGGAAAGCUCUCAAUGAAAUAGAUGCUGGUGUUUGUGAGGAGCUAACCUAUGAGGAGAUUCAAGAGAAUUUUCCUGAUGAGUUUGCGAUGAGAGACCAGGAGAAGUAUCGUUACCGCUACCCUAAGGGUGAGUCCUACGAAGACCUCGUUCAUCGUCUGGAGCCGGUCAUCAUGGAGCUGGAGAGGCAGGAAAAUGUCCUGGUCAUCUGCCACCAAGCUGUAAUGCGUUGCCUUCUGGCCUACUUUCUAGACAAACCUGCAGAUGAGCUGCCUUAUCUUAGAUGUCCCCUUCACACAGUGCUUAAACUCACACCAGUUGCCUACGGAUGUAAAGUUGAGUCGUUUUUUCUGAAUAUUGAAGCUGUCAACACACACAGAGAGAGGCCUACGAAUGUCAACGUCAGCAGAAAACCAGAGGAAGCCCUUCAGACUGUCCCUGAUCACAACUAAAGAUUUGGGGAUGAAAACUGACUACAGCUUUGCUGGGCUGUUGCUGGAUUUUGAAGCAUUACUACGAAUAUGUCUCACUAAAUCUGAGAGCUCAAACAUGUAUAUUGAAUAUGUUAAUAUGGAAUGAAAUGUGCUGCCAUUGCAGUAACUAACAAAGGCAACACCUUUAGCUGUGAAUUUUCUUCUGUAUUACCUGUUUGGAUAAGAUUCUUCUGCCUAAUGAUACAUAUUUAGAGUUAC
This is a messenger RNA of Cyprinodon variegatus (sheepshead minnow), 1559 nucleotides long. Its product is annotated as 6-phosphofructo-2-kinase/fructose-2,6-bisphosphatase-like. The transcript is spliced from 13 exons. Gene Ontology annotation, cellular component: 6-phosphofructo-2-kinase/fructose-2,6-biphosphatase complex; cytosol. NCBI's taxonomy places the organism in Eukaryota, Metazoa, Chordata, Actinopteri, Cyprinodontiformes, Cyprinodontidae. Gene Ontology annotation, molecular function: 6-phosphofructo-2-kinase activity; ATP binding; fructose-2,6-bisphosphate 2-phosphatase activity. Gene Ontology annotation, biological process: fructose metabolic process; fructose 2,6-bisphosphate metabolic process. The coding region runs from base 39 to 1319 and encodes 426 amino acids. The record is from RefSeq and is a predicted model, not a curated record.